Morus notabilis is the source of this 1533-nucleotide messenger RNA. RefSeq lists its product as uncharacterized. The record is from RefSeq and is a predicted model, not a curated record. The coding region runs from base 1 to 1533 and encodes 510 amino acids. Lineage: Eukaryota; Viridiplantae; Streptophyta; Magnoliopsida; Rosales; Moraceae. Gene Ontology annotation, molecular function: acetylglucosaminyltransferase activity. The transcript is spliced from 3 exons.
AUGGGCUCCCGCCCUUCCCCGCCGCACAACACCAACGUCGUCGGCUUCCGCUGCACCCUCACCUGCUUCAUCCUCGCCAUUUGCGUCCUCUACAUUCUCUACUCCUCCAACCUCCUCUUCCUCUCCCGCGAUUCCUGUCCCCCCGCCACCACUCUCCUCGCCCCCCUCCAACACCUCCAAACAAACUCUUCUUCCUCAUCUUCUUCAUCGCAAGACUACAAUAUUCCCGAAGAUUAUACCGAAAAUGAAGAUCGAAAACUAGUAAUGGUGCAUGGCGAGCAGUCUGGCUCUGAUACCAAGCUCAAACACAUCGUUUUCGGCAUAGCGGCAUCGUCGAACCUGUGGGACAAGAGGAGAGAGUACAUCAAGGCGUGGUGGAGGGCGGGAGAGACUAGAGGAGUGGUGUGGCUGGAUAAAAAGGUGAGGAUCAGAAGAGACGAGGGGCUUCCGGAGAUUAGGAUCUCCGGCGACACAUCGAAAUUCAAGUACACGAACCGGCAGGGGCGGAGAUCGGCGCUGAGGAUAUCGAGGGUGGUGUCGGAGACGCUGAGGCUGGGAAUGAAGGACGUGAGGUGGUUUGUCAUGGGCGACGACGACACAGUUUUUGUAGUUGAUAACUUGGUUAGGGUUUUGUCAAAGUAUGAUCAUAACCAGUUUUAUUAUGUUGGGAGCUCGUCGGAGAGCCAUGUUCAGAACAUAUACUUCUCGUACGGGAUGGCUUACGGUGGCGGCGGGUUCGCGAUAAGUUAUCCGCUGGCGAAGGAGCUGGAGAAGAUGCAGGACAGGUGCAUUCAGAGGUAUCCGGGGUUGUAUGGGAGUGAUGAUCGCAUGCAGGCUUGCAUGGCCGAGCUCGGAGUUCCUCUUACUAAGGAAGCUGGAUUUCAUCAGUAUGAUGUCUACGGAGACCUAUUAGGGCUUCUAGGAGCCCAUCCCGUGACUCCAUUGUUAUCACUUCACCACAUUGACGUGGUGGAACCAUUAUUCCCACGCACCACAAGAGUAAAAGCCCUGCAACGCCUAUUCCAAUCCGUCAAGCACGACUCAGCCAGCAUAAUGCAGCAAUCCAUCUGCUAUGACAAGCGCCGGUCCUGGUCCAUCUCCGUUUCGUGGGGCUACGCGGUUCAAAUCCUAAGGGGAGUGCUUUCUCCAAGAGAGCUAGAGACGCCCACAAGAACUUUCCUCAAUUGGUACCCCAGAGCCGACUACACUGCUUAUGCCUUCAACACUAGGCCUGUCACCAAGCAUCCUUGUCAGAAACCCUUUGUUUUCUACAUGAACAACGUUCGAUAUGAUCGAUCGAAGAGACAAGUAGUCGGGGUUUAUGCUCGGGACAGAUCUCGUCACCCUUACUGCCGGUGGAAGAUGGAAUCGCCGGACAAGAUUGAUUCCAUUGUGGUUUUGAAAAGGCCUGACCCUCUUCGUUGGCAAAAGUCACCUAGGAGGGAUUGUUGUAGAGUUCUGCCAUCACAUAAGAAGUCAACAAUGUACUUGUGGGUGGGCAGUUGCAGGGGAGGUGAGAUUAUUGAAUUGUAG